This is a messenger RNA of Chlamydomonas reinhardtii, 7726 nucleotides long. RefSeq lists its product as uncharacterized. NCBI's taxonomy places the organism in Eukaryota, Viridiplantae, Chlorophyta, Chlorophyceae, Chlamydomonadales, Chlamydomonadaceae. Gene Ontology annotation, molecular function: nucleic acid binding. Gene Ontology annotation, biological process: DNA integration. The record is from RefSeq and is a predicted model, not a curated record. Bases 344 to 7408 code for a protein of 2354 amino acids. The transcript has a single exon.
ACGCAGCUCUUCGGUUCCACGAGCGACAUCUACUGGAGCCGCAGGCAGCCGCAUUCCUAAAGCGCCGCUAACAGCAGCACCGCCCAACAGCCCGUCUGCGGGCGCACGCGGGCUAGCGACGCACGGUGCCGGUGCAUUAGAAGCCAGCUUAUUCACUGCGCAACACGCAGCGGCACGCGUCCACGACGCAGCAGCAGCAAGCGGCAGCAACGCCAGCGGCGGCCCUCCGGCUGACUGCUGCUCCCUGGUCACCGGCGACGAGGCCUCAGGUCCGCCGCCCGGCACCUCGGCGCAGGGGCCCGACACCUCGGCGCUGGCUACGCUUCGGCAGCAGCCCGCCCCCAUGGGGUUUCAGCCCGUCGUCAUCCACGGCACUCCAGGAGUGCCCUUCCGCGAAUCGCCGCGGCCGGCCACCCUGUCGCUGGAGGACUACCUGGCGCGCUCCUCCAGCACCUUCCGCGCCAAGCACGCCGACCUGCGCCGCACCCUGAACGCGGAGCUCAGUGAGCUGCUGGGCACGUAUGAGGUGUGGCACGAGGGCCUGCGGCAGCGAGUCGCACAGGAGACAGGCAAGGCACUACCACCUGAGGCGGUCUGCGCCACCGGCACCGGCGCCGGAGGCUCACGGUCCAUCACGCCGGAGGUCCUCGGCGACACGGCCAGCCCGUACAUCGCCAACAACCCGCCGGUGGGCACGGACGGCCAGAUCCUCAGCACGUACCGCGCCAUCACCGAGAUCCCUACGGCCGAGUGGGCCAGGCUGGUAGCCAGGCAGCCGCAGCUGCAGAGCUACUUCGCCGAGAAGCACAAGAUGUUCUACUGCUCGGCAGGCGACUUCGCCAUUGAAAACAAGAACGGCGCGCAGCAAGGAGCCGGAGGGGCGGGCAGCAGCCGCGGGCAAGCGCAAAGCGCUCCCGCUGGCCCUCCGCCACCCAUUGUGCUGCGCGACCACAGCGCCAGUGUCAACCUGGUCACUCAGAGCUUCGCGUCCAUGCACAACCUGCCGGUGCGCCCCACUGGGGCAACGCUGUCCACGGCAGCGUCCGCUGGCGCGUCACCGCUUCAGGAGCUUGCGCACAAGCAGCUGGUGCUCCGCAUCAAGCCCGGCUCGCAGUACGAAGUGCGCAUCCCCAUGUCCAAGACGCUGGUGGUGAGCGACACGUACCUGUUCGACAUGCUCAUCGGCAACGAGCAGAUGCAGCCGGUCGCCAGCUACGUCACCGUGUUCCCUCGCCCCGUGAUGCACCUGCACCCCAACCUGCUGGAAUUCCCCUCCUUCGUCCUGAGCCUGCCGCUGCGCAACGCCCACGGCGUGCGCGCAGCGCUUGCGGCGCAUGAGCACUACGCUGCCUGCGUCACCAGCUUCGGCGGCGACCCAUCACCAAAGCUGGGGGGGGGAUGUUCAACGGCCAGCGAGUGCUCAGCGUCCGGCGAGAGCUCAACCGACCACGCUCAGCCCGCCACGGCGACGCCCUGCUGCACCGCAGACAGCUGCAAGCAGCACAACGGCAGCGCCCCGGCUGAGCCCACCAACGGCGAGGCCAGCCAAGGUGACGGCAGCGGCACAAUGGCAACCGAGACCAACAGCGGCAACGGCACGCCGCCCCCUGAUAAGCCCAAGCGCGGGUGGCUGUCAGCCGGGCUGUCCGUCAUCGGCGGAUGGUUUGGCAAAGGAGGAGACCGCAUCGCCAGCUCACUGGACCGCACUGAGCCCGUCUGCGCCACGGCGGAGCCUCCCAAGCGCACGGGCAAGCGCAAGAAGUACCGCGGUCCGCGCACUGAGGUGCAGGUGGGCACCAAGCGCAGCUGGUACGGCGUCACCGUCUUCCUGCUGUACGCCAUCGCCCUCAUCUCUCUCGCGGCACGCGUCGGAGCUGUGGGCGGCGCCGCAGGCGGCGUGCCCGCACUCCAGGCCCUGCAGCAGGUCGAGGCCGUGACCAACGCGCUGAGCUCCGCGCCGCCGCACCUGCGCGUGCGGUGGGACCUGGCGCAAGACCCAUUGGACCUCCAACAGCAGUACGGCGCUGGCCCACCAGGCCUUUCGCACGUGCUGGCCAGCGUGGAGUCAUUCACCUUCGACGGCAAGAUGGCCGCAGCCGCAUCAGAGCGCUAUGAGAAGGACAAGGAGGGCGGCUGGGUAUGGGGCAACGCAGUAGCCAUGACAUCAGACCAGGCCGCGUUGCUGAAAGCCCAAGUCCGCGCACGACGCUCAACAGCUUUUGCGUACAGCAUGGAGGAGCUACCCGGCUACUGUGGCGGCGGAGGACCGUUUCGGCUUGAGCUAACAACCGACAAGCCCGUCAUCCAAUCGCCACGCCGCUACAGCCCGAAGGAGAACGAAAUCAUCCAGCAGAAAACAAAUGAGCUGCUCAAGCCCGGCAUCUGCAUAGAGUGGACGGGCCCAACGCAAGUGGCAGUCAAUCCCGUCAUAGCCGCCAAACGUGACGAGGCCACCGGCCUCUGGACUGCCGCGCGCAUGGCCCAGGAUUACCGCCCGGUCAACAAAGUCACCAAAGGUGACAAGUAUGGGCUGCAUCGGCCUGAGGAUAUUUUCCAGCGUGUGGGCAAAGCCCGCUACUUCAGCAAGCUGGAUAUGAGGCAGGGCUUCCUGCAGAUCCCGAUUCAUCCUGACGAUUACGGCAAGACCGCCUUCUGGUGUGGCAACCGGCUCAUUGCCUACACGCGCAUGCCGUACGGUCUCAAGAACGCCUCCGCCACCUUCCAGCGCCGCAUGGACUAUGAAUUGCGCGCCGCUGGCUUGGAUCACCUGGCUGUGGCCUUCAUCGACGACGUGCUGAUCGCUACUGAAACUGCUGAGGAGCACAUCGAGGCUGUGGGAAAAGUGCUUGAUGCGUUGGCGGCGUGUGGCCUGCGUGCCCACCCCGACAAAUCCAUCUUCGGCGCCGACGUCGUGGAAUACCUCGGCCACAACCUCUCCACCUUCGGCAUCUCACCACACCAGGCUAAGGUGGCGGCCAUUCAGGCGCUGCAACCGCCCAAGAACGUCUCCGAGCUCCGCACACAGCUUGGAUUCAUCAACUACUACCGGUGCUACAUACCCCGCAUGAGUGAGAUCGCCGCACCGCUCAACGCGCUGCUCAAGAACGGCGUCACCUGGCGGUGGGGGGUGGAGCAGGAGGAUGCGCACCGCGCCCUGAAAGAGAUGUUCAUGAGACCGAACGUCGUCCUGCGGCGCAUUGAUUAUACUCGACAACUGAUUGUCCACACCGACUUUAGCAACAAGGGCAUCGCCGCCGUGCUGGGCCAGCUUGAUGGGGACGGACGCGAAUAUAUGUGCGCCUGCAUCUCACGCUCGCUCAACAAGCACGAGUCGAACUACAGUUCGUACAAGGGCGAAAUGCUGGCUGCCGUGUGGGCUCUCAAGGUGUUCCGGCAUCACCUCAUCGGCUCCGACACGCCCUUCAAGCUGGUCACCGACCACCAACCGCUCACGUACCUAAUGAGCUCAGAAGGCCUAACGGGCCAGUACGCACGCUUUGCACUGGUACUUCAAGAAUACAACUUCGUGGUCGAGCAUCGCCCUGGUGUAACACACCAGAACGCCGACGGCCUCUCCCGCAAUCCGCUACCAACUACAGUUGACGGCUCAGGCGCGCGCCUGGACGAGGACGACCCUCCUGCGGACAGCUUCGGCAGCAGCGCGCCGCCAACAGCGGCAGCCGUGUCUGCCAGCCUCUCAGAGCACGAGGUGCUGCAUGUGGCGCUCAACACCUCUGUUCCCGUAGCCCCCUUCGCGUCUGACUUCAUCCCCAGCGCCGACGAAUCGCUGGCGGGUUGGAACGGCUGGGCAUACGAGGCAUCGUCACCGCCACCAGAUGCAGCAGACCGCGAGGGCAAAGCGGCACGCAUGCUGCUGCGCAGUGCGGCCCUGGAGUGGCGAGCUGCCUUCAAGCUGCGCCAGCGCGGCGCCACCGCCGCACCACCGUCACCGCCAACGCCAGCCCCAGCCACGCUCACGGCAGCGGCCUGGUAUGAUGAGGCGCUGCGCAAGGGCCUGGUGCUCUGGGAAGCAACGGGAGGCCUUGGGAGUGGACUGGAUGCCUGCCUACUCAAUGGAAUCCCCAUCAGGCGCUACGUCUACUCCGACCCGUCAGCGGCGGGCCGAGCGGCCCUCAAUCGCCGCCUCUCCGCCAUCACCGACCUGCGGCCUGAUCUCUUCCCCGCCACGGCAUGGAGUGCGAGCCUCACAACGCUCCCACCAGAACUCAGCAGUGUCAAAGACACGCAGCUGAGGGAGCUAGCAAGCUCCGGCCUCCCCGUUCUCAUCAUCGCACACUGGCAAGCAGGUGACACCGUCACCCAGGCCUCUGUGCUCAAGACUCUGCGCGCUGCGCGCAGAUUGCUGGGCGAACAACGCGUCAUGUUCGUCAGCAGCUCCACCUUCAACGCCAAUGAGACGCCCCCACCCGAGCAACGCGACGCCGACGCGGCCAUGCGCGAGGCAUGGGGAGCGCCCCUGGUGUCAGAUUCGGCACGUUUUGGUUCGGGCUUCCAUCAGCUCAACCGCACCUGGACAUCGCUCGCGGACUCGGCUGACCUGCGUGGCCUCGCCGACGUGGCUCACCGCCCAGCUGGUGCCGACGUGCAAUCGUUUCUGGGGCACGGGCGCACCGUGCCCAACGCAGUCAAGCAACUGCGUGCCCCCUUUUACCCUUGUGACCUGGAAGGCAAGCCGGUCAAGGCGCUCAUGCCGGCCACGAUCCCAGCUACCGUGGCCGCCGACCAGCCUACCGCCGCCUGCCCCAUCAAGGACGCCUUCCAAAGGCGUCACACGCCGCCUACGGCCGACGAGUGCGAGAAGCUCCUCGGCUUUGACGGUCAGGCAUCGGCUGCCCCAGACCUCGACGAGGGCCAGCGCAAAGCGCUGUUGGCAACCGCACCGGACGUCUCCUAUCUCGCCAGCAUCAUAGCCAUCGGGCGCGUCCUUGCCGAGGACGCGGGCCCUGCCACCACGGCUGGGGCAAGUGCCCUGGUCCUGCACGCCACAAGCACCCGUGGCCUGGCGUCAUCAAUGUCCCAGUCGCCGACAGUGGCAGACGACACCAUUGUCUUCGCUCUCGCCUCUGCAGCCCUGGAGCCCGAAGACACGCCUGCCAAUGCUACGCUCAAGGAUCCCUGGGCUGAUGACGCGCUGAUUGCUGCGCUGCGCGGCGGCGGAGAAGAGCAACCCCCCAGGUCCGACAACGAACAGCGCCGCGUCCGGAGUCGUGCAUCACGCUACCGCUGGCAAGGUGAUCAGCUAUUCAUCGUGCUUCUUGACGGCAAGCUCCGUCAAGUCCCAAGACCAGCGGAGCGGGGUGAGCUUGUGCGGCGCACUCAUGAGCAAGCUGGGCACUUCGGUGUGCGUCGUACCACAGCUCUGCUGCUUCACUCCUACUGGUGGCCCGGCAUCAGCGACGACGUGCGCAGCGCGGUCAAGCACUGCGAAGCGUGCGAUCGUGCCAAGGCCAGCUACAACGGUCAGCAACAGGAGCUGCGCCCCCUUCCCAUCGGCGGUCUGUUCUACCGCUGGGGCGUCGACCUGUGUGGCCCUUUCAACGAAACCAAGCAUGGAAACAAGUAUGUUAUGGUCUGCGUCGAGCACUUCAGCAAAUUCGUGCUCUUUCUACCAAUUCCAUCCAAGCAUGCACACGAUACCGCCUUCGCAUUCCAGCACCACGUGCUAGGCGUGUACGGCGCGUGCGCCGAGGUGUGUACCGACCAAGGCAGCGAGUGGAAGGGCGAGUUUGCAACCAUGCUGCUCAACGCCCUCAUCGACCACCGCCAGACUUCGGCCAACCAUCCCCAGGCCAACGGCCUGAGUGAGCGCGCCGUGCAAACCUGCAAGAAGGCGCUCAUCAAGCUGGCGCUGGGAGCUGGCUCAGUCAACGACUGGGACCAGCACCUGCCAUCAAUCACGCUGGGCUACAACUGCUCAGUCCAGAAUUCCACCAAGCUCUGCCCCUACACCAUCAUCUUCGCCACCGAUCCAGUGAUUCCACCGGCGGCAAAGCCGCGGUUUGAAGGCGAGUUGGAUCUGGAUGAUCCCGAGGCGGCUGCUCGCUCCGUCAUGCUGCGCGCCGCAGCACUGCGCAAGAACAUGGUCAUCGCUGGUGGAAACUUGGCGGUGGCUCAGCACCGCGACAAGCUGCACUACGCCAAGAUGCGUGGUGGCGGCUACGACCCCAAGAUUCGCCGCUUCGAAGUGGGUGAUUAUGUGUACUACCGCAACACGUCUGAGCGUACCGCGCUCGACGCUCAGGCACGCCCUGACAUCCUGCGAGUAACUGAGCUGCGUCCUUCUGGUGUGGUCAUCCUGGAGGGCCGCUGCGGUACCAAGAUCUCCACCCACGUCACGCACGUGGCUCCGUGUCACCUGCCCAUAGCCGACGGCGCCAUCGACCCGCGCCUGGCGCGUCCCUCUGUCACCCUCGCCUGCGAAGUCUGCAAAAUGCCUGACAACGAGGAGUGGAUGCUGCUGUGCGACGCCUGCGGCAGCGGUUGGCACACGUUCUGUCUUACCCCUCCUCUCGAGGGCAUCCCCGAAGGCACGUGGGUCUGCCCGGCCUGCACAAAGAAGGGCGUCACUCCUGACAGCAUGCGUCAAGCCCAAGGUGAGCGGCAGGCUGCGGCCGUGCCGCCGGCUAAGUUCCGGCAGCUUCAGGGUGCGCUGGCCAUGCGGGAGGCCAAGGGCAAGCGGGCGCGGAGUGCCACCAACACCGGCGUCGUCAGUUAUGCGGGCCAGCGGCGCCGUGUACACUAUUUUCUGAUCGAAUAUCCCGACGGCUCCUCUGAGAGCGUCACGCACACUCAGCUGCGCCCCCGUCUGGUCAGCAAGCAGCAGGCUGCUGCCGCCGUUACCCACGCUCAGGCCGCGCCAAAGGCGCCGGCUGACGAGCAUGUGCCCAUGGGCAUGGUCAUCCCUGUUUCUACACCGUCAGAGUUGGAGGCGCUUGCGGAGCUAGUCAACUUCUCCAGUAUCUCGUCUAUCUACGCUCCACUCAAUGUGCCUGACGCCACAGCCUCCUGGCUCCGCGCGCACGGCUGCACCUUGCGUCGCAGUCGCGCCACUGGCGGCAAAGCCGCCGUCUCUACUGAUACUCUUCAGCGCGCGCGUCAGGACGGCAUCGGCAUGAACAUCAUUUGGCUGGAGGCCGGACCCUCUGCCGUUGAGUCUUCAAUGGAGGUCGCGCGUGAUCACGCCACUGAUGCCGUGAUCGCGCGGGUACCCCGCGACUACGUCGGAUGCGCCAGCAAGGCCCGUCUCAGGUGGCUGCGCACCAAACACGCCAACGGCGAGUUGCUGACUGCUACUUGUGCCACCUGCAUCUGGUUUGUUUUGCUCACCAAGAAGGUGAAGCGAUGGGGCUUCGUAUCCGCCAUGAACGUGGGCGAGCCCGUGUUCUAGUCAUGAAGUCGUGCCGCUGGCACCCAAGAGGAGUUGAGGGAGGGAACAUCAACGCCGACACACCCUGAGGCUAGCGUGCCUUUCGGCAUUGCGCUGUUACCUGUGCGUUCGCGAUGCUUAGCGCUCGUCUGCUGUGGUUGGACCUCAGAUGAUCACAGGAUGUCGGGAACAACGUGAUGUUCACCUGUCGUGAGCGCAGCCCCCUGAUGCAGCGCCUGCCACGGGCAGUACCGCUGGCAUACACGGUGCUGCGCUUCGCCGCUCAAUAGCUGCAUAAACAUUGCGCAUUUGUCUGAUGUUUCUAGGCACAGGCUAAGC